This is a messenger RNA of Bombus pascuorum, 4030 nucleotides long. It is a transcript of the gene CkIIalpha, whose product is annotated as casein kinase II subunit alpha. The transcript is spliced from 8 exons. Gene Ontology annotation, cellular component: protein kinase CK2 complex; cytosol; nucleus. Bases 332 to 1729 code for a protein of 465 amino acids. The record is from RefSeq and is a predicted model, not a curated record. Gene Ontology annotation, biological process: protein phosphorylation. Gene Ontology annotation, molecular function: protein serine/threonine kinase activity; ATP binding. NCBI's taxonomy places the organism in Eukaryota, Metazoa, Arthropoda, Insecta, Hymenoptera, Apidae.
UUGAAGUUUGUGGUGGAUUGUUGGCUGCCAUCUUGGACCUCGGUCGUUUGAGAAGCCGGCCGCCCGCAAAAAUCCUCGAGUUUCACGCGUUCGCGCGGCCUCACGUAUUCCUUAAGCAGGUUGCGUGGUUUCACGACGAAUUUAGAGAUCUGCUGCGGUCAAACUAAUCAAGAUUCGGGUCCGGAAUGUAUUAGGUGUAUAUUUGUCCUCGCGCAUUUAUAACUGGGUGAGUGGAAGAGAUAAAUUAACUAGCUUUUGUAAUUUUUCAAUAGACAACAGUGAAAGAAUAGCAAUCCACAAAAUAAAUAGUAGUAGUGAUAUAUCAGAAAAAAUGGCACUACCCAGUAGAGCGCGAGUCUACACAGAUGUGAAUUCACACAAAUCCAGAGAUUACUGGGACUAUGAAUCCUAUGUUGUCGACUGGGGACAACAAGAUGAUUAUCAACUAGUAAGAAAAUUAGGCAGAGGAAAAUAUAGUGAAGUAUUUGAAGCCAUAAAUAUUACAAAUAAUGAAAAAUGUGUUGUAAAAAUUUUAAAGCCUGUAAAAAAGAAGAAAAUAAAAAGGGAGAUUAAAAUCUUAGAAAACCUCAAAGGCGGGACCAACAUAAUUACACUCCAAGCUGUUGUCAAAGAUCCUGUAUCAAGGACACCGGCACUGAUAUUCGAACAUGUGAACAACACAGAUUUCAAGCAAUUAUACCAGACGCUAACAGACUACGACAUAAGAUACUACCUCUACGAAUUAUUAAAAGCAUUGGAUUAUUGCCAUAGUAUGGGAAUAAUGCAUAGGGACGUCAAACCGCACAAUGUUAUGAUAGAUCAUGAAAAUCGAAAGUUACGGUUAAUCGAUUGGGGUCUAGCAGAGUUUUAUCAUCCAGGUCAAGAAUACAAUGUACGAGUAGCUUCGCGUUAUUUUAAAGGUCCAGAAUUACUUGUAGAUUAUCAGAUGUAUGAUUAUUCAUUAGAUAUGUGGUCCCUUGGUUGUAUGCUUGCAAGUAUGAUAUUCAGGAAAGAACCGUUUUUUCACGGACACGAUAAUUAUGACCAACUAGUGAGAAUUGCAAAAGUUCUCGGGACUGAGGAAUUAUUUGAAUAUCUUGAAAAGUACCAUAUUGAAUUGGAUCCUCGUUUCAAUGAUAUUUUAGGUCGACAUUCACGUAAACGCUGGGAACGUUUUAUGCAUUCAGAGAAUCAACAUUUAGUAUCGCACGAAAGUCUUGAUUUCCUUGACAAACUUCUGCGUUAUGAUCAUUACGAAAGACUCACUGCACGCGAAGCUAUGGAACAUCCUUAUUUUUAUCCAAUAGUAAAAGAGCAAGGUCGAUUAAACAUGGUAUCAUCGUCACCUACUCCCAUAACAGGUUCGUUGCCUGUAGGUAUCGAUACUUCGCGCGAGGGGCUUAAUCCCAUCCCUAAGCGUGACUGUGAGCAGCGUACCGGUUCGUGGAAUAAACCGACUGAAAAACGUGGCAGGACAAGUUGGAAAUGGGACUCAGAAAACGAUGAAGUAUUCAUCACAUCAGUUUCACCCAUAACAUACGGUUUACGACUUUUGGUUAGUUACAAACAAAAACCUUUCAUUCCACCCAAACUUGCAAAAUUAAGAAGAAGAAAAGUAUUUUGUAUGAUGGCGGACCACUCUUUAUGUAAAUGGCAAUUAUAUUUUGACGUGGUGUAUAAAGUUCUAUAUUUUAGACAUUCCUUGUUUUUUAUCCUGGGUAUUACUUAAAAGAAUUUACGUUUGCUGUGUCAGAAGCAAUCUAUUAUGUGCGAUUGAGACUUUAAAUGGCACAAAUGAGGAGCAAAUGAUACGUUUCAAAACUACAAUCGAUUCUACUAUAUUGCAAAUAAUUUAGGAACGGAAGAAAGUUUAGAAUAUUAAAACGAAAUCUAUCAAAGUAUGUGCUCUGUCCAUAUUGGCCGGUGUGCAUGUGCCAUUAAUAAUUGUAUGUUGCUUUUCUCUAUUUUUUUAAUCUGUCAUAUCUGUUGUUUUCCUUUGACGCUGCUGCUAAUGUCACGAUCACGGGAAAUUUGUAAAUGCAUAAAGAUGCGAUUAGAUCAUGUUAUGUCACUUCGAAGAUCGUCCGUCAUAAGACAUUAUAACAGAAAAGAUGCAAAACAAAAACUAUAUGUAUUUGCAUCCACACAAGCGCGUACGACACACACAUACACAUAGCACAUACGUGCUUACACUUAACAUGUACCUUAGGCCGCUCGAUUUAGUACUUUUAACGAUGAUAAAAAUGUUCGUUUAUAUCUGAUACAAUGAUAGUUGAAUAAAAUGUUUGUUAUAGCCAAGUACUCUUUGUGCUCUGUGAAUACCUGUAUAUCCAGUAAUAGAUGUUACCAAAGUACUGGUAAAGACUCAAUUGAUCAAAUUUUAAGAACAUGAUAUCCACAUUUCUAUGACCAUUUCGUCGUUUGUAUUUAGAAAGAGUAAGAGAAAAAGAGAGAGAGAGAGAGAGAGAAAAAGAGAACUGUUAAGAUUUUCAAUUUAAUUUUCAUACAUUGAUCAAAACGAGAAUUCACAGGCACCUUAAAACACUUGGCGCCAAUAAAAGCCUACGUACAUGAACAAGACACACGUCGAUGAAUGAAAAAAAGAAACAUUCGUAUUGCUGUACAUUGUGAGCUUAACGCGCUGAUCAAAAACUUAAUGUCAAUAACACCCGCUAAAUCGAUCGAAUUAUUUCGAAUACAGCAUUACCAAUGUGUUUCUUAUUCAAUAUGUUUAUAAAUUGAACAUGUAAUUAUUUAUAUACGACUGUAAGUCAGUUUAUUCUGUACAUUUGAAAAAUUUUCUUUAAGAGGAAGAAAAAGAGAAAGAGAAGAAGAGUGACGUACUUUUAAAGAAUGUAUAGGAAUAGAGCACACUCCACUUGUAAACCAUGUCCUUUCGUAUUAUUUCGAAAGAAUUCGUCAGUUCCUAUACGUAUAAAUUAUGCAUAAAGUACGGUCAAUUCAAUAUAUAUAUAUAUAUAAAAUAAUUUUAUAUAUGCACAUAUAUAUAUAAUACAUGCAUACACAUAUAAAUAUAUACAAGUGUGUGUAUAUGUACAUAUAUAUGUAUGUGUAUAUAUAUAUACAAACACGUAGCAUAUUAUAAAUGCGUACCCUACCAAGCGGAGUGUGGAUUUGAAUUCGAAGAGCGAGGUAUGCUCUCGAGUAUUAUCGGUUAAAGAGUAAUGUUCGCUUCUUAUUCUGAUCACUGCGCCGUUUUUGCCUUAUUAUCAUGUAUUUAAAGAUUUUACAUGUAUAUAUAUAUAUGUAUAUUUUAUUUUUCAAUAAUGCAUAAAAAAUAUAUAUACAUAUAUACGUAACGCAGAUAAGUGAAAAUAAGUGGAAAGAGUAUGUAGACGUAUGAGAUGCAUACUGCGCUAUAAAUGUUAAAGAUGUAAAAAGGAAAUACUUUAUGUACAAGUAUAAAUACAUUUUAUUUAUUCUGCUUAUAACUGUCGUAUUGCUCGAACGCGACAAAUAUCUAAUUUCAAGUCACUUUUACAUGGCAAGAACGGCGCAAAUAUAAUUGUUUGUCCAAAUUUGAUAAUUCUUCCCUGUUCAUACGUUAAGUUUACGAUAAUCUAGUUUAGUUUUAUAGGAAAAAACUAUUGAAUAACUACUAUUUAAAUCUGCAAAUUAACUUAGACAAAAAAAAAAUUAAAAUAAUGAAUUGUCACUAAUGUAAUUAAUAUAUUAUGCUAAAUUUUAACGUUGAUAUUUUAUCUUGCAACAUCAUAAUUUAACACUAUUUUGAGGACAGAAUGUAUUAUUAAACAAAUAUCACUAGGAAAGCCGUUCUACUAUCAUUAUCAUAUAUUAUAGGCCAGUUUAAAAAUUUGUUUUUCCUAUUUUAUUUAAGAACGGCUAUAUCCUGGUAGAAGAAAGUGCACCUAAUAUUUCAAUAUAUACUAAAUGUACAUUCGAAUUUUAUAUUCACUCAUAAUAAUGCCAAAGCGAUAAAGUGAAAUUGUUUACAUACUUCUUCGUUUUCUGUUUCUCUCUUCGGUUCUAAAUUUUUUUUCUAACGCGG